Scleropages formosus (Asian bonytongue) is the source of this 3362-nucleotide messenger RNA. It is a transcript of the gene lpgat1, whose product is annotated as lysophosphatidylglycerol acyltransferase 1. Gene Ontology annotation, biological process: phosphatidylinositol acyl-chain remodeling. The transcript has 8 exons. NCBI's taxonomy places the organism in Eukaryota, Metazoa, Chordata, Actinopteri, Osteoglossiformes, Osteoglossidae. The coding region runs from base 952 to 2064 and encodes 370 amino acids. The record is from RefSeq and is a predicted model, not a curated record. Gene Ontology annotation, cellular component: endoplasmic reticulum; endomembrane system. Gene Ontology annotation, molecular function: acyltransferase activity.
CGCCGCCGGCUGGGAUUCGACUGCUUCGCAGCACAUGAUUUGAGCGGAUGGCGGACUGUAGAUGGACGGUGACCGUUACGGGACGCUCGGCGGCCUAAGACGGGCGGCGGGGCUCGCAGGGACUGACUACAUGUGACUGACAUUCAUUGACUCCCUUCGGGCUGCCGCUCGGUCUGCUACGAUGAUGGUGGCUGCGCGACCCGGCGGGGUACUUCGGACGCGGGCUGACGGCUCAUUUUAACGCGCGGUUUAAACGCCGCUACGUCCACUCUGCGCUCGCUCCUGUAGCUCUCACACGCCGGCGCCGUGUCUCUCUGUACCACUUGGCGGAUUAAACCCGGGGGGCGCGCUGAGCAUCCAGCCGAGCCUUAAAUCGCAAGUGCGGCCGCCCUCGGACGGAAGCCCUCUGGCGCCGCUUUCUCUGCUCUUGGUCAGUGUCGCACUGGCGGUCUGCGGACCGGCUUCGCUGCCAAGCAGUCGACACGACGUCCGCCUAAGAAGUGCGGUUGAGUGGCAGCCGGUAAAUAAACGGCUCGGCCGCCGGCGACGGCGGCGGCGCCGCUACCAACCAGGCCAGACCCAGAGCCGCCGAAGGGGAGCGACCGUAGGGUUAUAUUCAUUGCUGCGGCCGCCGCGGCGCGAGUCCCUCCCGCAGCACAUCUCGCCGUCGCUGUUCUGUGAGGGGCGAAGCGCCUGUCCGUCUUCUCACACCAUUUCCUGGUUUACAGCCGUGCUUCCACCCCCUGGCUCUCCUCCUCCUGCUGCUGCUCCUCCUCGGUGCUCCAGGAGGCCGGGCUCCCCCCGCGUCCCCAUGACCUCAGCGCCGCGGACGGCGCACACUCGGCUCGGCGGGGACGCGCUGUGAACGCGGCGGCGGCCUCGGCGGCUCCAUCGACGGGAACGCGGCGCCAAGCCAAGGCUCCAUAUUCAGGGAGAGCCCCGCUAGAGAGGAUGGCACUGCGUUUGGAAGAGGCCCGGAAACUGGGCUGGAUCCUGCUGAAGGCCUUGAUGCGUUUCACGUUCAUGUUCAUCAACAACUGUGUCGCCAUACCCUCCUACUGCUUGUACCUGCUGCUACUACAGCCGCUGCGUGUCAUGGACAGUCGCACUUUCUGGUACAUCGAAGGAGUGAUGUUCAAGUGGAUGUUGGCGAUGGUGGCAUCCUGGGGCUGGGUUGCAGGUUACACAGUGAUGGAGUGGGGCGAUGACGUGAAGGCCAUCUCUGAGGAGGAAGCCGUUGUCAUUGUCAACCACCAAGCCACGGGCGACGUCUGCACCCUAAUGAUGUGCCUGCAGGACAAAGGAACGGUGGUCCGAAAGAUGAUGUGGUUGAUGGAUCACGUGUUCAAAUACACAAACUUUGGCCUGGUGUCGCUAAUCCACGGGGAUUUCUUCAUCAGACAGGGUAAAGCACACCGGGACAAGCAGCUGGUUUACCUGAAAGACCACCUGGACAAGUUCUACUAUAAUCGUGACAGGAAGUGGAUUGUCUUGUUCCCCGAGGGGGGCUUCUUACGCAAGCGGCGGGAAACCAGCCAGUUGUUUGCCAAGAAAAAUGGCUUGCCACACCUGACACAUGUGACCCUGCCCCGCCUGGGGGCGACACAGGUCAUCCUGAAGACCCUGGGCCCGCAGCAGGAGAACGGCAGCCUUGGAAUGGGGGAUGCCAGCACAAUAGUGACCAAACCCAAGGGGCUGCAGUGGGUGGUGGAUGUCACCAUUGCCUAUCCCAAAGCGCGGCCCAUGGACAUUCAGACCUGGAUCUUCGGUUACAGGCCUCCCACGGUCACGCAUGUACAUUACAGGAUUUACCCGAUCAGGGAGGUCCCGGUGGAGACGGAGCCACUGACGGACUGGCUGUACCAGCGGUUUGUGGAGAAGGAGGAGCUCCUGGCCCACUUCUACGAAACAGGGGCAUUCCCACCACCUAAAGGGCAGAAACAAGCCGUUUCCAAGGAGAUGACACUUGACCCUGUGUGGCUUUGUGUUAUACAGUCACUUGCCUUUGCAUCUGGCUACAUGUGGUACAAUAUUCUCAAGUAUUUCUACUGCUGUUUCUUUUAAUUCCGUGGAGAUUCGAAGACGAGUCCAAUGGACAAAGAUUGAACCUUGAUCAGUCUCUGACCCAGAAGUCCUCCUCUUGAUGUGUGAAUGUAAAUUUGCAAAGUCGAGGCUUUGAAAAGGGUACUUCUGUGCAAACCACAUUUCCCCUUAACAUGUGUGUGCAUGUGCCUGCAUGCGUGCGCGCACACACACACACACACACACACACACACACACACAGAGAGCAAGACUCGCAUCAACAGAUGUACACCCACACACUCAGUGAUGCAAAUGUGCAUACAGAAACACUAUUUGAAAUAAGGCUCAGGAUUAACACGAAGAAGGACAUGGAUUUCAUUUAGUCUGUCGCGUAGACGUAGCAGUUGAGUUCUUGGAGGCUUGACUGAAGACGGCCCUUUGCUCUUGCUGCCUCCGCUCUCCUUCCUUUCAAACCCAACGGAGGCGGUCCAGCCCGACUUGAGACUCGUUCCUUUGGGUACGCGGAUCGGAGGCUUGCUGAACAUGGAACACCCAGAACUUUGUGGCCCACUGGUGCUCCUCGGCUGGGAGGGGUGCGUGCUCCACUGCAAUUGUCGUCUCGGCCUCCUCAUCUCAGUUGCACUAUGGUUCCAUUGUGCCCUUCCACCCAUCUGUCUCCGGAACCGCCCAGAAGUAUGUCCAUCGUUGCUGUAUGUGUGCUUUCAGCAGCCAUUUGUUAUCUGUACAUUUCCUUUCCAGUACCUACAGUUGACUCUGGCUGACGGUGUACGUGUUUACACCGGUCACCUGUGCGGUACGAUGGCACAUUGGCCGGCUCUGCUGUUUGUCGUCCAGAGGAGGGCUGGCCACAGCAAAGACCCCGAGGCAGCAGCAGAGCAAGGCCUGCGUGCCCAUGACGGUGUGAGGGCAGGGCUCAAUCCACGCUCCUCCCGCGACACAGGAGUGGCGAGUCUCAGCCUUUGGACCCCGGUGUGUCCGCCCCCAUCAGCCCUGCGGACAGCCACAGUGCAGCUGUGCCACGCGAAGCUGACAUUUUGCUGAUAUUGCCUAGAUGCAUCUGGCAGAUGCCCCAGGAUUGCUGAAAUGUCUGCAUAGAACACUGUUUCAAAUAUUUAAGCCAUAAGCUUAGACGGGAGAAACCUUUUAUUUUGUGGGAGGGGAAAAUGUAUUUUAAAAACUCAACCAAUUUUUGUCUGCGUUCUAAAGUUGGGGAAAUGGCGGAUAAAAUUUUAGGUGUUACUGUAACUUGACAGCAUAACCUGCCUAUGUGAGUGUGUGAAAUACUUGGUCCCCUUUUUUUUUUCUUUUUUUUUUUGUGA